CGCCCGGGCUGUUGCCCCGUGGCCCUGUUCGGCCUGUAGGGGGAGCUGAUCUCCCGGGGAGGCCAUGCCCGCCGUCAGCCUGUUGCCGCUCUUCGGUAGUCCCGCGGGCCCGAGCGCUUUGGGCGGCUCUUUAGGCGGGGGGCCCUUGGGCGGGCCCGGAGGCAGAAAGGUCCCCGGCCCCAGCGGCGCCUUCCGCCUGACGGAGAAGUUCGUGCUGCUGCUAGUGUUUAGCGCCUUCAUCACGCUCUGCUUCGGGGCCAUCUUCUUCCUGCCCGACUCGCCCAAGCUCCUCAGCGGCGUCUUCUUCCACUCGACCACCCUGCAGCAGCAGCAGCAGCAGCCGCCGGCUCCCGCGCAGGGGGAUCAGCGCGCACCGCAGCCACAGGGAGCGGGCAGCAGCAGCAGCAGCACCGGCUAUGGAGUCGGGGCCGGCGCUGCAGAAGAAGCAGCGGAGAACUUAGCCAAGAUCCGCGAGGACCACGAACGAGCUUUGCGGGAGGCGAAGGAAACCCUGCAGAAGCUGCCCGAGGAGAUCCGCAGAGACAUCCACCAGGACAAGGCGAAGUUACUCCUCCAAGACAAGUUGGGCAGGAGGGAGUCGGCGGGCCCCGGCUUGCCUGACUUGCCAUUUCGCAAACCCAUCGGAGCCGUGGGAGCGGAACCGGCGGACCCCGUCAUCCGGCAGAAAAGAGCCAAGAUCAAAGAGAUGAUGAAACAUGCCUGGGAUAAUUAUAAACAUUACGCAUGGGGAUUAAAUGAACUGAAACCCAUAUCGAAACAAGGACACUCAAGCAAUUUAUUUGGAAACAUUCAAGGAGCAACAAUUGUCGAUGCCUUGGAUACACUAUAUAUCAUGGAAAUGAAAGAUGACUUCAAAGAAGCCAAAGAAUGGGUGGAGAAAAAUCUAGAUUUCAAUGUAAAUGCAGAAGUUUCUGUUUUUGAAGUGAAUAUCCGUUUUGUUGGUGGCCUGCUUUCAGCAUACUAUCUUUCUGGAGAAGAGAUAUUUCGGAAAAAAGCAGUGGAACUAGGAGAGAAGUUGCUUCCAGCCUUUAAUACUCCCACAGGAAUUCCUUGGGCAUUGUUAAAUAUCAAAAGUGGCAUUGGUCGGAACUGGCCCUGGGCUUCAGGGGGAAGCAGUAUUUUGGCAGAAUUUGGAACACUGCAUUUGGAGUUUAUACAUCUAAGCUACUUGUCUGGAAAUCCAGUGUUUGCUGAAAAGGUUAUGAACAUUCGAAAAGUUUUAAAUCGGCUGAAUAAACCAGAAGGUCUUUACCCUAAUUAUCUAAAUCCUAACAGUGGUCAAUGGGGUCAACAUCAUGUCUCCAUUGGUGGGCUUGGAGAUAGCUUUUAUGAAUACUUGCUUAAGGCUUGGUUGAUGUCAGACAAGACAGAUGAAGAAGGCAAGCAAAUGUAUUAUGAUGCUGUUCAGUCCAUAGAGACUCAUCUGAUCAGGAAAUCUAGCAAUGGUUUGAUGUACAUUGCUGAGUGGAAGGGUGGCUUGCUUGAACACAAAAUGGGUCAUCUCACUUGUUUUGCUGGAGGGAUGUUUGUUCUGGGUGCAGAUGGAGCACCAGCUGAUAAAACUGGACGUCACAUUGAACUUGGUGCUGAAAUUGCCCGCACAUGUCAUGAGUCUUAUGAUCGCACAAGCAUGAAGCUGGGACCAGAAGCCUUCAGGUUUGAUGGUGGAGUUGAGGCAAUUGCUACCAGACAGAAUGAAAAAUACUAUAUUUUGCGGCCUGAAGUUAUAGAAACCUACAUGUAUAUGUGGAGAUUCACUCAUGACCCAAAGUACCGGCAGUGGGGCUGGGAAGCUGUUGAGGCAUUAGAGAAAUAUUGCAAAGUAGAUGGAGGCUAUUCUGGUGUUAGGGAUGUUUACAGCAACCAUCAAAGCCAUGAUGAUGUGCAGCAGAGUUUCUUCCUUUCAGAAACGCUCAAGUACCUAUACUUAUUAUUCUCUGAAGAUGAUCUUCUUCCAUUUGAUCAUUGGGUCUUUAACACUGAGGCACACCCUCUCCCAGUUCUCACAAGAGAAGAAGAGGAAAAAAGAAAAAGCAAAUAAAAUAAUGCUGGAUUUUGUUUGGGGCACAUGAUAUAGUUAUUAAUAUUCCAGAAUUGUCAUUUUUUUUUAGUUUUGAACCAUUUUUUGCAGUCUAUCUGUACAAUAUUUAUCAAGGGACCUAAACUAAUUAAUUAUAAUUAAUUUUAUUUAAAUUUUGACAGGAAUAGUAGUCACUUGUCAUCUCUAAAAAAAAUUAGGCUGCAGUGUGCAUCUGGCCAAAGAGGUCAGCAUGCAACUUGGUUUUUAUUUUAUUUUUGACUGCAAAAUUCUUUCCUCCUCUGUGAGGAGAUGUCUGCUUUAAGCUGUAAUACUUUGCUGUGUUGCAAAAAGCCAUAAAGAAUUAAAUAUGAAGAGCUUUUUCUUUUUUAAUCUGUGUUAAUGUGGUUUCUCUGAUCACUAGAGACAAAUCUAACUGUGACAGCCUCUUCUUAUGCGGGUCUAUCAUUAAUUGGUAAUUUGAAUAUUUAAGAAGGUGUACUGUUUAUGAAAAUUACAUAAGAUUAUUUUCAUCUUAUCUGUGCACAUUAUGUUAAACUAUGGCUUGUCUUGAAAGGAAAUGCCUGGAUUCUGAAAACCUUUUCUAAUACAAUUUUAGAACAUAACUGCAAAUGAAACCUAAGCACCAGUAGAUUUGGAUAUCCAAUUUUUUCUGUUCCUAUAUUUAAUUUCACAAGCAGCCACCAAACAGAAGCUGCCAUUUGGACAUAGCAUUACCUAUAUGUAGUUUGAAACUGCAAUUCUCAAUGUCCUCUCUUAGUGCAAGUGGAGCUUCAACAGAGUUUGCAUUAGAAGGCAGAAACUUUUUUCUGUAAAUGUUUAAUAUGAGCUGGGUUGAUUUAAUAUGUGAAACCCUUCAUCUCUAAAUAGGUUUUUACCCUAUUUAGAGAUUGAGACAAGCUAAUUCUCUGUUAUUGCCAUUUCAAACAUUCCAUUGAACACCUGGCAGAUACCAGGAACAAUGUUGUGAAAGUAUGAUGAGAAUAACGUCUCAAAGGUAUCAUGUUUAGAAAUUAACAUUUCAGCUUCUUUACUCAACUUUUGACAUAUGAAACAGACAACUAUUGCUUUUAGUGGUUUGCUUAAAUAAAUCUUCUACUCGCCCUUGUUAAUGAAAAUGACAAAUGAAAUGUUGUUUGAUAUGGCCUGGCCCAAUUCUGUCAUGAAACUGUUCUUUUUCCUGCUUACCAUUUGGGAUGCUUCUGUGAGCAAAAUGGUUUUAAUGAAUGAUAAUUAAACAUAUCUACGGGGUGAUGUUGUAUGAUCAGUCACUUUUAACAACUUCCAUGCACAAAGCAGAAUGGAAAUUGACCAUGUUGUUAGAGAGAGAAUUAUUAUAGAAAUUUAAAAGAUUGGGGUCAAAGUUACAUCAGUUGCUUUUAAAACUCUAUUUUGGCUAUCCAGUCCUAAAAGAUACAUAGAAUAGCAGAGUUGGAAGGGGCCUACAAGGCCAUCGAGUCCAACCCCCUGCUCAAUGCAGGAAUCCACAUGUACCUUUGGCCCUGUUCAGAAGAUAUCUUAUGAAACCAUGGCUUUAACCAUGGUGAAUAAAGCUGUGGUUUAAGGGGUCUUCUGCACAGGUCCUUUUAAUAUUGCACACUUUGUACACCAUGUAGCUACAGUGGCAUCCUGUAAGAAUCUGAAACAGGUUAAAACUGUCAUUCUGGUCAUCGAUGGCAAACUUGUUUAUGCUUUCAAAUAUAGAGCCAUGGGUUUGAGCUAACAUAAGUGACUUCUUUUGUGCAUAAAAUGAGCCAACCGUAGACACAACCCAGUCGUAUAUCAUCUGCAUCAGUUUUUGUCCAGUUUUCCAUAAUGCUGCAUCACAACAUAAUUGAUUUUUCCAUGCCCUACAAUAUUAGUCAUACUAUAAUUCUAUUGCAUCAUUAUGGUUCCAUUAAGUACAUAAGAAUGAAAUCCAUUACCUGUGAUGUGGCAAUCUGAAUGAGAACACCCAAGCAAUAACCUCUUUCCCUUAACUUAGUUUUCAUCUGCUUCCUUUUCUGUGUCUCUCCAUGCCAAGUUACUUAAACUGCUCCCACCUACCCUCCAAAUUUGCAAAGCUAUUCAGAAGAAUUAGGCAUGGCAGCUUGAAGAAUCAGAAGGGAACAAAAAGUGAAGAGCCAGCAUGCAUGCUUGUAUCUCUGGAUUACAGCUAUUAUGUAGGAUUUGGCUCAUAAAUUAAUGCUGUUUAUAAAGGCAUAACUUGAUUGUUCAAGAUUGUGAUUCAAAUAGUUCAAAAUGCCAUUGGGGUGUGGCUCCUUUUGGCCAUCAAAAAGCCGUAUAAAAAGCAUAAUCCUGACAGUGCAAGCUUUUUAUCUUAUUUAACUAGAGCUAGUGCCAGCUUCUGAUUUUGGAUUCGUACUUCCUAACAUCCUUAUCCAGAAACUCCGUCAAAUUUAAAGAAGGUUUUCAUAUGUUGAGCUCUUGUGUUUUUGUGUUUGCUUAAUUCUUUACACAUUUAUGUAUCUUGUUAAAAAAACAUUACAAAGCUGUUUGAAAGCCUGAUAGGCACACACACACACAAAAAACAAUUUUGUGGUAAAUUGUUAAUCUAAAAUUACUUGCACUCUUCCUUGUGAGAUAAGAAAUGUGUUGUCUCACUUUAUCUCAAUGUCUAUUUUUCCUGGUGGGGACAUUGGGGACAAAUUCAUUUCUUUAUGUCUAUGUAAGUGUGACAGAAAGAAAGCCAAAUGUAAUUCAAUUUAAUCUCUUUUAAAAUAACCCAUACCUAACAUAUUUAUUUUCACGUAGGCACUAUAGUUUCUACUGGUCGCAGUAAUAUGUUUCUCAGACAACAGUAAAUAUUCUGUUGUAUCACACAAAACACUGCUAUGGUUAAAAUCAAAGUAAGAUUAACUUUUGAAAUUAAAUGACCUUAAAUUUUUGAGCAAUUAAUAGUGGCUUCUGUAGUUGUACAGUAAAGGAAAAGAUCUGCAGUACAUAAACAUGUUCAGGAAAUAGGAUCGAAAUAUACACUGCUGUAUAGGGUUUCUCGUCUUGUAAUUUGGCAUGAUAUAAGUCUACUGGUAUUGAUUGACAAACCUGUUUUUAAGGUAAAUGCACUUUUCAAAAUUACUUCUGUAGACUAAUCAUGUGCAAUGCUGUUGGCUGGAGAGCAACCACAUCUUAAUUUGAGAAUGUUGCAAUCUGUAUAGCAGCUUUAAUUCAGCAAUGAUGACUUGUGUCCAUUUUCUAAGCUUGGUAUUGUUUCAAAUGAAGCACCACUGUUUACUUUCUGUGGAAGUUACUAUUGAUGUUGGAGUUCAUGAUGCCAUCAUGGCUUAUCUCUCCUCAAGAUCCUUUCCACUAAAAACACAUGGUAAAAUACCAGUCUGACAAUUCCACAUUAUAGCUCCAUGCACCAACAGUUGUUUCCUUGCUUCAACCCACUGCUAGUACCAUUCACUCCAGUGAGCAUGAAAUAUCCCUACCCCUGUUUGAGAUUCUACAAGCGGAAUAAAUAUCAGUCAAAGGGCAGGAGUGCUUUCUCUGAAUGUUUUUAUUUCCUAAGACUGAACCAAUAAAAAUAGCAGUGUUCCAUGUUGAUCAAAUAUGGUUUUCAGUUCUCUAAUAUAGUAAUCCAUUUCUGCCUUCUGUGUGAAGUCCUCCGAGCCUCCAUUUGGAUAUGUUGUCUUGUUGUAUCAAGCCUGGUUUAAUCAAUUGCUUCUCCCCCUUGCACAUAAAUCUAGAACAUUUCGUUUAAAAAUUUCCAUAGAUCCCUACUUCACCAGUACCUAUAAAAAGAUACUUAGUUCAGAAAAAAUGUCCUGAUUUUAAGGCCAGACUCUAGAGAAAAAUGUCCAUUUACUUAAUAGACUUUUGGACAUUCCAAGAGUAUGCUUAUCAUUAAGUAGCCUUUUGAAGAAAUGUUCUGCAGGGAUUUAGCAUCUGAACUGUUGAAGGUCUUCAUGCAUAAAAGUGUCUAGUUCGACUAAGCAAACCUCAGUGAAAUAUUUAACCCCUCAAACUAUGUAUUGGUUCAUUUUUAAGAACCGACUAAUGGCAUAUGCGAGGAAUUCCAAGUUUGAUUUUAAAAAAUAGUCUAGCCACAUUACCUAAAGCAGGGUACUCUACAUAUUAAGCAUCCUGUUCCCAAAAAACAAUAAAAGCUUUUUAAAGAGAGUUCUUUACCCUUGUCGUUUAUUCGUUCAGUCGCUUCCGACUCUUCGUGACUUCAUGGACCAGCCCACGCGAGAGCUUUCUGUCGGCCGUUGCCACCCCUAGCUUCCCCGAGGUCAUGUCUGUCACCUCCAGAAUAUCAUCCAUCCAUCUUGCCCUUGGUCGGCCCCUCUUCCUUUUGCCCUCCACUUUCCCUAGCAUCAGGAUCUUCUCCAGGGUAUCCUGUCUUCUCAUUAUGUGGCCAAAGUACUUCAGUUUUGCCUUUAAUACCAUUCCCUCAAGUGAGCAGUCUGGCUUUAUUUCCUGGAGUAUGAACUGGUUUGAUCUUCUUGCAGUCCAAGGUACUCUCAGAAUUUUCCUCCAACACCACAGUUUAAAAGCAUCUAUCUUCCUUCGCUUAGCUUUCUUUAUGGUCCAGCUCUCGCAGCCAUAGGUUACUACGGGGAAUACCAUUGCUUUAACUAUGCGGACCUUUGUUGUCAGUGUGGUGUCUCUGCUCUUAACUAUUUUAUCAAGAUUUGUCAUUGCUCUCAUCCCAAGGAGUAAAUGUCUUCUGAUUUCCUAGCUACAGUCAGCGUCUGCAGUAAUCUUUGCGCCCAGAAAUACAAAGUCUGUCACUGCCUCCAUGUUUUCUCCCUCUAUUUGCCAGUUAUCAAUCAAGCUGGUUGCCAUAAUCUUGGUUUUUUUGAGGUUUAACUGCAACCCAGGUUUUGCACUUUCUUCUUUCACCUUCGGCUCCUCAGCUCCGCCUCGCUUUCAGCCAUCAAAGUGGUGUCAUCUGUAUAUCUGAGAUUGUUAAUGUUUCUUCCUGCGAUUUUAACUCCAGCCUUGGAUUCGUCAAGCCCAGCUCGUCGCAUGAUGUGUUCUGCGUACAAGUUGAAUAGUUAAGGUGAGAGUAUACAGCCCUGCCGUACUCCUUUCCCAAUCUUAAACCAGUCCAUUGUUCCGUGGUCUGUUCUUACCAUUGCUACUUGUUCGUUAUACAGAUUCCUCAGGAGGCAGACAAGAUGACUUGGUAUCCCCAUACCAUCAAGAACUUGCCACAGUUUGUUAUGAUCCACACAGACCCUACUCUAAGUAUUACACAAAUAAUACUUAAUUUGUGGUUCAGGUUCAGUUGACAUAUUUUAUUGCCUAAUAAAUGGAUUAGCCCCCUUUUUUGUUGCGCAAGUCUAGUGUGUGUCCCAUCAAGGCCUCUACUACCAUUUUGAAGAAUCCUGACUCAGUGUGUGAUACGGAUAUUGUUCUCCAGUGACAAAUCUAUACCUCUCACUAUAUACAAUGGGAAAAUAAGUUUAUAAAUGCAGCAAGAAUUGUACUGGAGAUGCCAUUUUCUUUCCCCCAUGGAGGCAAUUCAGAGACAACUUAACUGGGUGUUAUCUCCUUAAAGUUAUCUACACAAAUGUUUCAAUGAGUUACAUAUGGUUAUUUUCUCAUGGGUGUUAUUAUUUGAAAGAGCACAAAGUUUCUAUGGUUCUAUAACAUACGGUAAUCAGGUUGUGUGUACAAGCUGCACUAUAAUGUACCUUUUGUAAAGUGAUGUAAGUAGACAAGAAGAUUGUAUACCGUGUAGAAUUGCAAAAGUAUAAGAGAAACAUGUUUUAUAUCUUCAAAAGCAGUGAUGUUGUGUUUACCACAGAAACACCAAAGUAUAAAACUUCAGAGUAGAUCAACAUUUGAAAAAGGUGUACCUACAAUCCUGAAAUUAUUUAUUACAAUAGCAUAAAUGGUUUCAGAAUUACCUUUUUGUAUUGACUAGCAAUUGUCACGCAACCAAGCUGGAAGUAACUCUGUUGCCCUUGACAUUCAUAGGAGAUAACUGUGGGGUGACUGAGCUAAUGCUGACCAAUGUAGAUGUCAUUUAAAAUUAAGGCAGGUUUGGUUUUUUAAAAGUUUCUCCCUGUUUAGACAGUGUCUAAACUUCCAUUGCUCUUCAGCAUAUCACAAUGCAGUUGUUCAAAUAUAUAUAAAAUCUUGGAAAUUACUAAUUUAAAUGCCAUGUGUGUUGUAUGACAGCUCUAUGAUCCCCAAUGACACCUUGUUGAUAUGGUAUACUUAUCAUGCAGUCAUUUUGUGUACUUAAAAUGUUUCAUUUUAAUUUGUGCAUUUCCCACUUAGUCUUUUUCCACCUUUAUAGAAAUCUCUGAAGUUAUAAGAGAUCAAAAUGUUUAAUUUUUAAGAACUAUAUUUGUAAAAAAAAAAAUCUAUUGUGAAUAAAGCCUUUUAAUACAUCCUUUUA
Elgaria multicarinata webbii is the source of this 8420-nucleotide messenger RNA. It is a transcript of the gene MAN1A1, whose product is annotated as mannosidase alpha class 1A member 1. The transcript is spliced from 12 exons. Gene Ontology annotation, cellular component: Golgi membrane; endoplasmic reticulum; extracellular exosome. Gene Ontology annotation, biological process: mannose trimming involved in glycoprotein ERAD pathway; carbohydrate metabolic process. Gene Ontology annotation, molecular function: calcium ion binding; mannosyl-oligosaccharide 1,2-alpha-mannosidase activity. The record is from RefSeq and is a predicted model, not a curated record. Bases 65 to 2062 code for a protein of 665 amino acids. Lineage: Eukaryota; Metazoa; Chordata; Lepidosauria; Squamata; Anguidae.